Diorhabda carinulata is the source of this 1257-nucleotide messenger RNA. RefSeq names its product ATP-dependent Clp protease proteolytic subunit 1, mitochondrial-like. Gene Ontology annotation, molecular function: serine-type endopeptidase activity; ATP-dependent peptidase activity; ATPase binding. The coding region runs from base 419 to 1198 and encodes 259 amino acids. The record is from RefSeq and is a predicted model, not a curated record. The transcript is spliced from 3 exons. Gene Ontology annotation, cellular component: endopeptidase Clp complex. Gene Ontology annotation, biological process: protein quality control for misfolded or incompletely synthesized proteins. Lineage: Eukaryota; Metazoa; Arthropoda; Insecta; Coleoptera; Chrysomelidae.
AACUACCCUUAGUAUAUUUAGUAAAACAAUCACGUUAUGUUCUCGUAGAAAGGUCAAUAAUAUGUCAUAAGACAUCUCGUGAAAAAUUGUGUGACUUUCAUCUUGUCGUCGCUAGUGGAUUCCGCGAGGAAAACGAAAAAAAAACCGUCUGAAAAGUACAGACAGGAGUUGCCUCCGGUGGCAUGUUCAUGCGUGUCGCUUGGUUGCUACUGCGUGUCUUGCAUUAUCCUUUCCAAAGGACUCGUUCUCUCAAAAAAUAUCUGCACGAACGCUGGAUGUUUUCGUACGUGAUGAGCAUUAGAUACGAUCAAGAUUUUUAAUUAAACGACAAAAAAAAAUCAGUCGUAGGUUUUAAUUUAAUGAAUGUAGAUGUCGCUUUAUCAUAAAAUUAUAUAUUUGACAGUUUGUUUAUGGAAAUAUGACGUUUUAUCAUAAAUUUUAUGUAAAAAUGUUGUUUGAGAAUAUUUUCACACGAUUUAAUUUGAAAUUUAUGUCAUCUAUGACCAAUAUACCCGCUUUUCAUCAUGUUCCCAUCGUCGUGGAACAAUCUGGUAGAGGAGAAAGAGCUUUCGAUAUAUAUUCUAGAUUACUAAAAGAACGCAUAAUAUGUUUAAUGGGACCGAUAAAUGAUAUAAGCAGCUCGUUGAUAAUAGCCCAACUCCUAUUUCUUCAAGCGGAAUCUUCUUCAAAACCAAUACACAUGUAUAUAAACUCCCCGGGUGGAGUUAUUACUUCCGGUUUGGGUAUUUAUGAUACUAUGCAAUACAUUCUUCCACCGAUAGCUACUUGGUGUGUAGGUCAAGCUUGUAGUAUGGCGUCUCUACUAUUAGCGGCUGGUACGAAAGGUAUGAGGACGUCGUUGCCUAACGCUAGAAUCAUGAUACAUCAACCUUCGGGUGGUGUUGUAGGUCAAGCUACCGAUAUUAAGAUCCAAGCUGAAGAAAUAUUGAAAUUGAAAAAACAAAUUAAUUGUCUUUACGAAAAACAUACUGGGAUGCCUUUGGAAAAAGUGGAAGCUAGUUUGGAAAGGGAUAAUUUUAUGACGCCUUCAGAAGCUUUAUCCUUCGGUUUAAUAGAUAAAGUUUUAACUAAACCUCUACACAAAGAUGGGAUUGUGGAAACGAAAACUAUAUUGGAUAGUUUAGUCGAUAUUCCUAAAACUGAUACCACCGAUAAAACUGAACCAAAAUCACUUUAAUAUAAAUAUUUGUCGAUUUUAUUAUAUAUUAUAUUAUAAAGAAAGAAAAAAAUAAACUU